UUGGAUGGCAAAGGUCACAACGAGAGAAGUUUGUACACGUUUGAUGACUUUCAUUCGGGAGAGCUCAGUGUGUCUCUCUACCACGAUGACUCGAAGGUGUCCCGAGAAGUGCUGGGCAAUAUCUUCAAGGGUUCCUUCCUCGGGGAAGUCAAGAUUCCCCUCUCUGAUAUUGACUUCUCUAAACCACACAAGGCAUGGUAUUGCCUGCAAGCCAAAGAACAAAAAGCCAGCGAACAAAAUCUGGGUUCUAUACGACUGCGUAUUUCCUACACAGCCGACUACGUGUUUCCUUCCAAGUAUUACGACGGACUUCGCAAUCUGAUUCUGGAGUCCUCUGACAUGAAGCCCGUGACGUCCAGCGCGGCGUUCCUGCUGGGAGAGAUCGUGGACAACCGCCAGAACGCGGCGCAGCCUCUCAUCAAACUGUUCCUGCAGCACGGCAAGCUGGUGCCCCUGAUCCACGCGCUGGCCGACUGGGAGAUGUCCAACACCAUCGACCCCAACACACUCUUCCGCGGCAACUCGCUGCUCACCAAGAUGGUGGACGAGCUGAUGAAGCUACAGGGUCUGCCGUACUUACACGACACGUUGGGCGCGGUGGUCAGCCAGAUAUGUACAGAGGGAAGACCGUGUGAGAUUGAUCCUACGAGGCUGAAGGAUGGGGAGGAUCUUGAUACCAAUUUGAGUAACCUGCAGGCCUAUGUUGCCAAUGCACUCAACGCUAUCGUGGGGUCUGGCCUGGUGUGUCCGGCCGUGAUGAGAGACGUGUUCUGUACCCUCAAGUCCCGGGCCACCAUCAGCUAUCCAGACAACUUGGAGGUUCGCUAUCAUGCCGUCACCAGCUUCAUCUUCCUGAGGUUUUUUUCCGCCGCCAUCUUGACCCCUACUCUGUUUGACCUUCAGUCCGACACACCUGAACCCAGCGUCCAGCGGUCACUCACUCUGGUGUCCAAGUCGGUGGCCGGCCUGGUCAAUCUAGUCAGCUCCAAAUCUGUGAAUGUAACGAUCAAAGAGGAGUACAUGGUUCCUUUGUGUGACAUGUUUCCUCAAGAAUUUCUUCUUUUCCUUUCAUCAGGUGAAUGUAACGAUCAAGAGGAGUACAUGGUUCCUUUGUUUGACAUGUUUCCUCAAGCUGCUCAAAACGAUAUCAAAAUGUUUUUAGACAUCAUCUCAUCAUGCUCAGGCCUGCACUUCAAGAACAUUGAAGCUCCUAUAGUGCUCAAAGAAGGGUUCAUGAUUAAAAGAGCUCAGGGAAGGAAACGGUUCGGACUGAAGAAUUUCAAAAAGAGAUUUUUCCGCCUAACCAACCAGACGCUGUCGUAUUCCAAGAACAAAGGAGAAAAACCACUGUUUGAGAUGCCUGUGACUGAUAUCUUGGCUGUGGAGAAACUGGAGGAGGAGUCCUUCAAGAUGAAAUAUAUGUUCCAAGUGGUCCAGUCCCAGCGUGCUCUGUACAUCCAAGCGGGUCAUUGUGUGGAGGAGAAGGAAUGGCUGGACCUGUUGACCAAGAUCUGCAAGAGCAACAGGAACCGCCUCAAGGUGUACCACCCAGCAGCCUACGUCAACAACCACUGGCUGUGCUGCAAGUCGACGGAGCACAGUUCUGUGGGCUGCACGCCGGUGACCGGUGGUCUCCCCUUGACCGCCAUCCAGGCGGACAUCGACUCGGAUCGGGAGGUGGAGAAGGUUCACUCGCUCUUCCUGCACGAGAUCGACAAACUGGACGCUCUGCAAGAGAUGUGCGGCAGCCAAGCGGUGUACUCCGGGGACCUGAAUGUGAAGGCGUCUGGUCUGGGUUCGAGCAUCGAGGACCCGGCGUCCUGCUUCACCACCAUCGCGGAGAUCCAGCGCUGCAUCAUCACCCUGGAGCAGGAACACGUGCAGUACAUGCGCUCCGUGCAGCGCGCCACCGUCAUUGGAUCCAUAGACACGCCAAUCGGCGACGAGAGUGGAGCGGACCUGGUGAGGAACAUGAACCGCUCGUCGGAGCGGCUAAGUCGCCACGGCAGUCGGUCGUCCAACGCCAGCAACAUCAGCCGCCGCUCUUUCCGCGACUGUCGCAGCCGCGAGGGGAGCUUCAGGGAGCGCAGUCGCUGCGGCACAGGGGAGGGCGUCCGCAAGUCUGUCAGCGGGGACGUGUCGGCGGCCAGUCGCACCCUGGGCGUGGAUUUCAGGUCGGAGGUCAAGAAGGCUGCCAGUUACGACGUGAUGACCGUCGAUGGCGAGGGGGAUGCCGAUAGCUUGUCCAACGUUAAAAGUCAGGGCCUGCGCGUGCCGGCAGAUAAAUACGUUGCCAUGGGAACUGAAGCGGACAGGGAGGCCGGGCCCCCGCCACACCUGCGUCAGCUGAGCCGCGGGUUUGACGUUGUCUACAUCAACGGCGUGACCACCGACUCGAGGGACUGCGACGCUCAUCCUCCGGCCUUGAACGGUGGCCACACGCCGGCGGCUGAGUCGACUGGCAAUGGAGAAGUCGGCCAUAGCAGAACAACUGACUCCUCUUCUGUCUGUCCCAGCUCCUCAUUCGUCGUGCCUAUGUCAAAUAGCAGCUCAAGUGAGUCAACCCCGCCUGCGUUGAAUUGCAGUUUGAACGGUUCAACUCUACCUGCAUCGAAUAGCUCAGCCCCACCUGCGUCCAACAGCAGCUCAAAUGGUUCAGUCCCACCUGUGUCGAAUAGCUCAGCCCGACCUGCGUCCAACAGCAGCUUAAAUGGUUCAGUCCCACCUGCGUUGAAUGGCAGCUUGAAUUGCUCAACCGCACCUGCGUUGAACAGCUCGAAUGGCUCAACCCCAUCUACUUUAAUUGAUGACUCUGAAGGCUCAGCCCCACCCUUGAUUAAUAGCAGUUGCAAUAGCUCCGCCCCGCCUAUGUUUAAUCGCAGCUCUUCUUCUUCAUCUAGUCACACGCAGGGCGUGCUGGAGACUUGGCUAGAGACGCACGACGAUCUUGUCACCGCCGCCGCCACCACAGACACCUCCAACUUAACUCUGAACAAAGACAGUGACGUCACCAGCAGUAGCACCCCGACCCCGGCAGAUGCCGAUGACAAAGCCAACGGCGUUGUGGCUGCCUCUAGCCAGGACUGCCACGACAAUGGCGACUUCGACAACAACAACAAGGCGACGACAUCAACGAUGCAUCAUCUUCCUUCUGAGAACUCUCCCCAGCCCUCUGUGUCGGGCACACAAAAUGGUGACAGAGGUGAGGGAGAGAAUGGCACGAAUGUCGUUUCACACCACGACAGUUUGGUUUCAUGUAGCCCGCCGAGAAACGAGCUCUGUGGUAGCUCAGAUAAUGCGGUGAGCUCCCCUGAUGGUGACGACGGCGAUGUUGUUCACAAUGGGUUCAGCACGGACCUGUCGGUGGUGAGCGGCUAUAAGGCGUUCCCCGCUUCCCCUCAACCAGCGACGACGAGAGGUGUUGUUGUCCUUUCACAGUCGGAUGGGGCGGAAGACGCGGGCAAGUCCCCCGAUAGUCAGGAGUGUGUACAUAAAGAUCAAAUCCCCCACGAGGAGAACGCUAGCAGCAGUCCGGAUCUUGCUCUCAUUUCUUCAUCGCAGAGUAGCCAGUCCUCAGAGAGCCAUCAGAUAUUGGCGGACUCGACCGCGGUGCAGUUCAGUACCAAGUUAGCAGCUGCUGCUACUCCGCUUCCCAUUUCACCACCGGUAGGCCUUGAUGACCUUUUGACCCCACCGGCGUCUCCUGCUGGAAACGCAAUACUUACCAGUAGUUCAGGGGAAAGAACUUGUGCCGAAAGUUGUGCUAGUUCGGAUUUGGGUUCUGGAGAUGCGUCAGAUUGUGCAGACCGUGGCCCGAACGUGGCGGACAGCGUCUCGUCACGACGACCGCAGACUGCGUUGUCAUCAGCCAGUGGGGACUUGUUCAGUGCCGACGAGAACAACGACAGGAAUACAGAAAUUCCUCCUUUUCAGUUUUCUUCGCAUUUGACGUCGACGCAAGUUUCAAGUGAGGAAUUCAUUGUGUCUUCUGUUGCCAGGGGCUCACUGCCUGACCUUGAGAUUGACCUUCAGAAGGAGGCCAGUGCUGUGUCCGGCUCUCUUCCUACUUCCCCGGUGGACCCUGUAGAUAUCCGGCUAAAUAUAGCCACGGAGGGAAAUGGGGACAACGCUCCAUCACUGGAGAUUUUAUAGCGGCUCAAGGAACGUAGUGUAAAUCUGUUUAAAAUGUAAAAUGUUUAUUACACCUGUAGACAGUUCCGGGAGAUUGUCAAACAACACACUUUGAAACAUUCUCUCUUUUGCUUUACUUUAUCUUUCAUUAGGCUCCAAGUUCAUUUUAAGCUGCAUCCCGACCUUCAUUUUAGUUUUAAUUCAAGAAGAUCACACGCAGAGCAGUUUUUGCAUCCCGGCCUUCAUUUUAGUUUUAAUUCAAGAA
Molecule: messenger RNA, 4396 nt
Organism: Aplysia californica (California sea hare)
Lineage: Eukaryota; Metazoa; Mollusca; Gastropoda; Aplysiida; Aplysiidae
Biological process (GO): intracellular signal transduction; regulation of GTPase activity
Source: RefSeq, a predicted model, not a curated record